AUCAAGCGCCCUUCGUCUCCAUCCUUCCCCACCACACAGUCCAGUGACCGCUCGCUGCUGUGCCUUGUGCUGACACUGUAACAGGAGUCUGCAGACUUACACGUUCGACUGGUCGAAUCACAGGUUACAAGAGGCGACCGCUGCGGUAACUAUCUAUCAGCGCGACCGUCAUAACCUGAGGGUCAUCCUCUCGUAUCCUAUCACCCUUCCCCAACCUCAACAUUCUUAUCCCACUGCAACAUCUUCCUGCCAAUCAUUUGCCUUGACCGCUACUGUUAAUUCUGGUUGGCUGGUUCCUGGCAUCUAACGAUCGCAAGUCAGAAUAGACGCUGCACUGUCGUCGUAACUUCACCAUGGAGUAUCCUCCGCAAUAUCAGCAGCCUCACGGGCAACAUCCACAUGCCUCAUCCCAUAUCACCGCCCCAUACCAGACAGGACCGCAAAACGCAGGGUCGGCUGUGGGGUCGAUGAGCUCUCCAACCAACCCUCAGGCACAUAUGCAACAGGGACAUCCUACCCAUCAAGCCUCCCCUGUUGUUCCAUCACAAUCGCAUUACCAACAGACGCAAAGCACACCAGGACAGGUACACCAACAGAUGAAUUUUCCGCAAUCCUACGGGGUCGCACCUGCUAUGCCACAAACAUAUGGUAUUUCUCCCACCCAGGCCGCUGCAAUGGCGACUGCCGCUGCAUCCGGUCAGUUCUAUCCCUUACACCAGGACUCUAUGGCGGGUCAAAUGCAGCAGGGGCCUCGCGGCUCUCCGCGUAUGGCAGGCGUGCAAGUCAAGGCCGACGGACGAAAUCCUCGCUCGCCCUCGCAGAUGUCCGGCCAAAUCCCCUCGAUGGGCUCUCAGGUGCCGCUACCACCGAGCGCUCAAAUGCAGCAGCGUCGCAUGAGCCAUGUUAGCAGCCCACAUGUGCAGAAUGCUCAGCCAGUCAUCAAUCACGUUGGUCGACCUUCAGUUGCCCCCCCGAUGCCGCACCCUCAACACCCCGUCCAGCAGACCCAACCCUCGCCGGACAUGGUUGCCGGUGCUGCAGAAGAGUCGCCUCUCUAUGUGAAUGCAAAGCAGUUUCAUCGUAUUCUGAAGCGUCGCGUUGCUCGACAAAAGCUGGAAGAGCAGUUACGGCUUACCUCUAAGGGCCGCAAGCCAUACCUUCACGAAUCGCGCCAUAACCACGCAAUGAGACGUCCACGCGGGCCUGGCGGUCGGUUCCUUACUGCGGAUGAGGUGGCAGCUAUGGAGAAGAAGAACACUGGCACAGAGGGUUCUGGUCAGGAAAACACAGAGAGCACCUCGAAGGCCACUGACCCUCCGUCAGCGCAGAAACGCAAGGCUAGCGAGGUGAACGACGAAAACUCGACCAAAAAAGCUAAGACUGGUGCCCCUAAAGCUAGCGCUCCUGAAGAUGACAGCGAACAAGAAUCUGGUCUGCCUUCUGAUGAGGAUGGUUGAAUGAUCUCUUUGCAAACCACCUCCUCCUUUUCUCCCCCCCCCCCAUCAUCUCUUCAAUAUUUUUCAAAGCCCGCCGCAAGCAAUGUGUACACAUUCUGCCACGGGUUCAUUGUUAUUAUGCUUUCUACCCCCUAUUUAUGUCUGUUUAUAUUUGUUAUGCUGGUACGAAGUUCUGAUAUCAUCCCGUCUAUGAUGCUCAGUUUGUGAGGGUUUACAUGUAUGAUGUGAUUAUGUUUUUUAUUUGUUUUCUUUACGUUUCUUGGGAUGGUGAAUGGUCCUGAAAUUUUUGAUGGGUGACAUAUCUAUACCCCUGCUGAUGCUGUGUGCAAACAUUUUAUAACCUGUUCAAAGCUGAAAUACAUAUUUUCCACUGACACCAGGGUUCUCCCAGCACAGACCUUAUCCAAUGUUAUUGCCACUCCGUAUCGUUCCCAUGACUGAUGACUUUCCGUGUCAGCUACUCCUGCAGCCUUUUG
Messenger RNA from Aspergillus ochraceoroseus IBT 24754, 1933 nucleotides. It is a transcript of the gene hapB, whose product is annotated as transcription activator HAP2. Gene Ontology annotation, cellular component: CCAAT-binding factor complex. Gene Ontology annotation, molecular function: RNA polymerase II cis-regulatory region sequence-specific DNA binding; DNA-binding transcription factor activity, RNA polymerase II-specific. NCBI's taxonomy places the organism in Eukaryota, Fungi, Ascomycota, Eurotiomycetes, Eurotiales, Aspergillaceae. Bases 354 to 1457 code for a protein of 367 amino acids. The transcript has a single exon. The record is from RefSeq and is a predicted model, not a curated record. Gene Ontology annotation, biological process: regulation of transcription by RNA polymerase II.